UUGAGGGAAGACUGGUCUGGGUGCUGCUCUUGAACUUGGUCUCUCAGCCAUGGCUUCUCAGAGACACUCAGGUCCCUCCAGGUAUAAGGUGGGCACCAUGGCUGAGAAGUUUGACUGCCACUACUGCAGGGAUCCCUUGCAGGGAAAGAAGUAUGUGGAGAAGGAUGGCCAUCACUGCUGCCUGAAGUGCUUUGACAAGUUCUGUGCCAACACCUGUGUGGAAUGCCGCAAGCCCAUCGGCGCAGACUCCAAGGAAGUGCACUACAAGAACCGCUUCUGGCAUGACUCUUGCUUCCGCUGUGCCAAGUGCUUUCACCCCUUGGCCAAUGAGACCUUUGUGGCCAAGGACAACAAGAUUCUGUGCAACAAGUGUGCUACUCGUGGGGAAGACAACCCUAGGUGCAAAGGGUGCUUCAAGGCCCUUGUAGCAGGAGACCAGAACGUGGAGUACAAGGGCCUCGUGUGGCACAAAGACUGCUUCACGUGCAGCAACUGCAAGCAAGUCAUCGGGACUGGAAGCUUCUUCCCGAAAGGGGAGGACUUCUACUGUGUGACUUGCCAUGAGACCAAGUUUGCCAAGCACUGCGUGAAGUGCAACAAGGCCAUCACAUCUGGAGGAAUCACUUACCAGGAUCAGCCCUGGCAUGCCGAUUGCUUUGUGUGUGUUACCUGCUCUAAGAAGCUGGCUGGGCAGCGUUUCACCGCUGUGGAGGACCAGUAUUACUGCGUGGAUUGCUACAAGAACUUUGUGGCCAAGAAGUGUGCUGGAUGCAAGAACCCCAUCACUGGGUUUGGUAAAGGCUCCAGUGUGGUGGCCUAUGAAGGACAAUCCUGGCACGACUACUGCUUCCACUGCAAAAAAUGCUCCGUGAAUCUGGCCAACAAGCGCUUUGUUUUUCAUGGGGAGCAGGUGUAUUGCCCCGACUGUGCCAAAAAGCUGUAAAUUGAUGGGGGCGUCUGUCCUGUGAGACGAAAUUUCAGUCAUCUUUUUUUGUGCCCCUGUUCUUUUCUCCGCCCUACACCAUUGAUAGGGGAAGAGUGGUUUUGCACCUCUUUAAACUUCUCCCUUCUGUCCUUUCUAUUGUUUUGCAGUGUUGCUCAAAUAAGGACAAACAGUGAUUGUAUUAGGAUUUAGCAACAAGCAUCCUUGCAGCAAAGUUAAUUUCUCUACCGCUGCAAUGAGCAAACAAAAACUUAGACUUGACUCUUCUGCAUGUUUAUCAUAGAGCAGAAAAGUGUUAACCAUUUAGCCACUUUGUGAUGUAAGCAAGAAACAUAAGCGAUAAAGCUCCUACUGAGCUGCCUUUCCAGGCUCAGCUGGGACCCGCCAUGUAGUCAGUCAUACGGCGUGCAAGAGUCGCAGCGGCUGCUGCAGCUCACGGCUCACACUCUUUGGUGAGCAGAAAAAGAACUUGCUGGAAUGCAUGGUUUAACUUCCUCCUCAAAACUCUGACCCUCUUUCUAUUCUUUUGUGAUCUCACCUGACUAACAUUGAAUUUCCGGAAAGUUAACAUUUGAACUUAGCUGUAAGUUUUCCCCCUACUAACGUCCGAUUUCCCCCCCCCCCCCCAGUGGCAUGUUUUCUGAGCGUUCCCACUUUAAAGUACGGAAUAUAUAGGUGACUGGGAAGGUGUACACGCCUACCUGAGAAAACGAACCUGUUUCAGAGCCACAUUGUCACAGUGGAAGCUUGACAAAACUCACCCUUCCGUCCUUUUUAUUUCUCUUCAAUGACAUUUUGUUUGAAUAGUAAAAAUAGUUUAUGGGUUUGGAAACUUGCAUGACAUGGAGCCCCCUCAGAUGUCACUGCAGUUUGGAGAUUCAUCCUAUAGAAGUGAGUGAACUCUUGAAGGGUAGCUUAAGCAGGCACCAGGCUGCGUCAACAUGAAUAUCACAUUUCAAAACCAUGACAAGUGAAAUCCCUUUGUAAAAUAAAAGUUGUUGGCUCUUUGUCCAUGUGUUCAAGAGGACUACGAAGUCCCUUCUCUUGUGAUUCCUAGGAGGUUUCCUCGAGAGCUUAGCUCUCUGUGGGGAAGUGGGGCAGCCACUCGCCUCACAGGCAGAACUAGCUUUUCACAGUUUGCUUCCCUGAAGUUGUGGGAUCACCUACUUAUUGUAUUCUCCAUGAUUAUAUUACAGAUAUAAUGAGAAAAUAAUCAAAAGUAAACAUGUAAUGACAAUACAUAUUGGAAUUCUUGUAGAAGUGGUUGUAGACACCGAUGCUUCAUUUCUGCAUUCUGUCAUUAGCUGUUAUCAUCUAAUGUUUCAGUGUAUCCUUACAGAAAUAAAGCAGUAUA
Molecule: messenger RNA, 2297 nt
Organism: Dipodomys spectabilis (banner-tailed kangaroo rat)
Lineage: Eukaryota; Metazoa; Chordata; Mammalia; Rodentia; Heteromyidae
Gene: Fhl1
Product: four and a half LIM domains 1
Exons: 6
Coding region: 50-943 (297 amino acids)
Biological process (GO): muscle organ development
Molecular function (GO): transmembrane transporter binding
Source: RefSeq, a predicted model, not a curated record